Trichomonas vaginalis G3 is the source of this 1581-nucleotide messenger RNA. RefSeq names its product meiotic spindle elongation. Bases 1 to 1581 code for a protein of 526 amino acids. The record is from RefSeq and is a predicted model, not a curated record. Gene Ontology annotation, biological process: protein dephosphorylation. Gene Ontology annotation, cellular component: cytoplasm; protein phosphatase type 2A complex. NCBI's taxonomy places the organism in Eukaryota, Parabasalia, Trichomonadida, Trichomonadidae. Gene Ontology annotation, molecular function: protein phosphatase regulator activity. The transcript has a single exon.
AUGUCUUCAAAGUAUAAUUCGCUUCUAGAAUCAUUGAGGUCUCAAAAUCCUUUGGAGCGAAACAGAACAUCAUCUAUGCUUGCAGAUUUGUUAAAGGAUCUUCAGCCAAAUGAAGUAAGAGACGUUUUAAUUCAAAUCAAAAGUAUCGAAAGACAAUCUUUAGAAAUGCAAGCUCAAAUUUGCCGUGCCCUUGGCAAUCUUGUUCCAUUAGUUGGUGGCAGAGAUUAUAUUUCCAAAGUUUUAGACACAAUUGAAUUUUAUCUCGAAACUGACGAUGACAAUAUACGCGAAAAAUGCAUAGCAUCCAUUGAUCAGCUCGUAAAAUCAUCAAACACCGAAGAAAUAGAGAAAAUUUUCAUUCCAUUCUUCAUAAAAUUAUCAAAAGAUGCAUUUUAUGGAAAAAGAUCAGCAUCUGCUUUAAUAAUUUGCUUAGCUUCCAAGUAUUUAACAGAACAAGAAAGCAAUUCUCUAUUCCCUAUUCUAGAAACACUUGUUUCCGAUCAAAGCAUUGAAGUUCGAAGAGAUUUAGCAAAAGCAAUGUAUGAUGCAUUUAAUUCACACAAGUUUAUUGUCGAAAAACUGAUUUUAAUCCUUUCAAAAUUAAUAAAUGACCAAACUGUUAUAGUUCAAAAGAAUAUCGCGCCUGCUUUAACAUGCCUGACUCAUGAGAAGUACAAUGACUUCGUAGAUGAUGCAAUUAAUAUCAUUGUUGCAAAUAAAAAAUUUGAAAACGUAAUUUCCAUUCUCAGCAACAUAGAAAAUUUGUAUAUUACAAAAGAAACCCAACAGUAUUUAUAUUCCUUCAUAUUUACAGAUGAACAUCCAUUAGUUCGCGCUGAAUCAGCAAAACAUUUGAAAUUUAUUGCAAAAAGUAACGUUUUAAGUAAAGAAAAGCUUGAUGAAUCAAUUAAACUACUUGCAAAGGAUAGUGAUCCACAGGUUUUGUUCGAAUUGGCCAAAUCAAUUCCAAAUUUAAUUGAAAAUCAUAAAGAAGCAUGUGAAUUUGCACUUUCUAUACUCACAGAAUCAACAGAUACAAGGAUAUCUAACCAAGCAUACGAGGCAAUCGCUGAAACUGGCGUUGGAAUCGAAAUUGCAAUUAAUAGAAUUUCCCAAAUUGGAAAUUCACACUGGAGAACAAUGAUUUCGAUGUGUUGUGUUAUAGGAUUGAUGUCUAAGACCUUAGAUGUUGAUUCUUUCAAUGAAAAAUUAUUACAAUAUCUUUAUAUUCUUUUUGAAUCAAAAGUCUGGGGUGUAAGAAGUCAAGCAGUUGAUACAGUCAAAGAUAUUAUGCAAGUUUAUGGCACAGAUUGGUUUUUCACCAAAAUUUAUGAUUAUGUCAUUGAAAAGUUCUCAAAAGGUAACUAUUUAGAUCGCCAACUUUCUGUUCUUGUUGCAUGUUCAUCCCCUGAUUAUUCCAAAGUUUCUGGAUUCUUGAAACAAAUUACUUCAGAUCCAACAUCAAAUGUCCGUCUUAUGCUUGCAAAAGAAUGUCCAAAGCAAUUCACUGAGAUUCUGGACAUUUUAUCUCAUGAUUCCGACCAAGAUGUUUCAUAUUAUGCAAAUCAAAGGAAAAAUUAA